Messenger RNA from Lepidothrix coronata (blue-crowned manakin), 9091 nucleotides. RefSeq names its product PITPNM family member 3 (gene PITPNM3). The transcript has 20 exons. NCBI's taxonomy places the organism in Eukaryota, Metazoa, Chordata, Aves, Passeriformes, Pipridae. Gene Ontology annotation, cellular component: cytoplasm. Bases 86 to 3001 code for a protein of 971 amino acids. Gene Ontology annotation, molecular function: phosphatidylinositol transfer activity; phosphatidylcholine intramembrane carrier activity; phosphatidylcholine binding. Gene Ontology annotation, biological process: phospholipid transport. The record is from RefSeq and is a predicted model, not a curated record.
CGGAGUGCGGGCGCGCCCGGAGCGCCCCGCGAGCGAGCACCUGACGCGGCUGAGAACGGCUUGGCUGCAAGCACGGAGCCCUGAAAUGGCGAAAGCUCCGCGCCCAGCUGGCCCGUGCCGGUUUGGUGGCGCCCAGCGGCACAUGCAGAGCGUCCUCAGGGACUCCGUGGAGAGCUCCGAUGAUGAAUUCUUCGAUGCACGAGAAGAGAUGGUGGAAGGAAAAAGUGCCAUUCUUAUAGGCAUGAGCCAAUGGAACUCAAAUGACCUUGUUGAGCAGAUAGAAACAAUUGGGAAGCUGGAAGAAAAUCAAGGUGAAGAGUCUGCGUUUUGCUCAUCUGGCUUUCUGCAGGAAAAACAAUGUGAAUUAUAUAGAACCUCUUUAAGAAAACAAAGGUUCCCUGCACAAGGUAGUGUUGAAAUACAGGAGGACAAUGAGGAAGGAGUUCAACACCAGAACUGCAAAACUCAUGUGUUAAUUUUGAUCCUACAUGGAGGGAACAUCUUAGACACUGGAGGUGGGGACCACAGCAGCAAGCUGGCAGACAUCAACACCUUCAGUUCUGUGUUUGAGAAGGUUACCCGAGCCCAUUUCCCUGCCUCCUUGGGCCAUAUCCUAAUGAGACUUGUUCCCUGCCCAGCAAUCUGUUCAGCAGCUUUCUCUCUUGUUUCCAACCUAAAUCCCUACAGCUAUGAUGAGAGCUGUCUCAGCAGCAGUGAAGACCACAUCCCACUGGCUGCCUUGCCUUUGCUGGCUGUUUCAUCCCCUCAGUACCAGGAUGCCGUUGCCAUGGUGAUCAGCAGAGCCAAUCAAGUUUACAAUGAGUUUCUCAAAUCUACAGAUGGGGCUGGUUUUAAUGGACAGGUGUGUCUCAUAGGUGACUGCAUUGGCGGAAUUUUGGGCUUUGAUGCCAUCUGCUAUAAUUCUAAUACAGCUGAUGAGAGUCGAAACAGUAGCAGGAGAGGAAGCAUCAGCAGCAUCCAGGAUAAUCCCCUCUUAGCAGAGGACUCCAGUCUGGGUGACAGCAAACACCUGAGCAAAAGCAAUAUUGACAUCUCGGGAAUCAUGGAGGAUGAGGAGCCAAGGCAGCCGUUGCCUCGGAAACAAAGUGACUCCUCCACCUAUGACUGUGAUGCUAUAGCCCAGCAUCAUGCUCUCCUGUCUAGCAUCCACUCAAGUGUGUUGAAAGAUGGUGCAGACCUUCCUCCUGUGGAUUCCAGUCUCUCAGAAGUAAACCUGGGCCGAUUUGAAUUUGAGGUGUCUGAUUUCUUCCUCUUUGGGUCGCCACUUGGUUUGGUGCUGGCCAUGAGGAGCACUGUUCUGCCUGGACUGGAUGUGUGCCAGGUCCGACCAGCCUGCAGCCAAGUGUACAGUUUCUUUCACUCUGCUGACCCCUCUGCCUGCAGACUUGAACCAUUGCUGGAAAAAAGAUUCCAUCUUCUUCCUCCAUUCAGUGUCCCACGGUACCAGAGAUACCCACUAGGGGAUGGAAGAUCUCACCAAUUAGGUGAUGCUCUCCACAACCACAGUGCUCUAUUCCUUGAGAACAGCUCUUUGAACAUACCUUUCUCUCAGGAGAGUUCUGGAUCUCCAAAUACAUCUGAUCAACCACAAGGGAAAACAAGAAAGUUGAGCUUGGCCAGCACAAACAGUGAAAACUCAGGGUCAACAGAAAGCUUGCCAUCAGCAUGCCUCACCAACAUUACUGCAAAGUGGUGGGGAACAAAACGAAUAGAUUAUGCCUUGUAUUGUCCAGAUGUGCUGACAGCCUUUCCAACGGUGGCCCUUCCACAUCUCUUCCAUGCCAGCUACUGGGAGUCAACAGACGUUGUGGCUUUCAUUCUAAGACAGGUGAUGAGGUAUGAAAAUACAAAUUUCAAGGAAAAUGACAACCUGGAUCCAGAAACACUAAGUCCAUCUAAUCCACGAGAAAAAUGGCUACGCAAAAGGACACAUGUCAAAUUGAGAAAUGUGACUGCUAAUCACCGAGCUAAUGAUGUCAUUGCAGCAGAAGAUGGUCCUCAGGUACUAGUUGGGCGCUUUAUGUAUGGACCUCUGGACAUGGUGGCUUUAACAGGUGAAAAGGUGGAUAUCUUCAUAAUGACUGAGCCAUCUUCGGGUAGGUGGGUGUACUUUGACACAGAGAUAUCCAACAGCAGUGGCCGGAUAUCAUACAACAUACCUGAACAGAAGAGACUGAGAGUUGGUGUGUAUCCCAUCAAAAUGGUGGUCAGAGGGGACCAGAGCAGUGCUGCAAGUUACCUGACGAUACUUCCCCGAGGAAUGGAAUGUGUUGUGUUCAGCAUUGAUGGUUCAUUUGCAGCAAGUGUUUCAAUUAUGGGAAGUGACCCCAAAGUCCGAGCAGGGGCUGUUGAUGUUGUCAGGCAUUGGCAGGACCUGGGAUAUCUGAUUAUCUAUAUCACUGGCCGUCCAGAUAUGCAAAAACAGCGUGUGGUUUCAUGGUUGUCUCAACACAACUUCCCACAAGGGAUGAUCUUCUUCUCAGAUGGACUGGUUCACGACCCACUGCGACAAAAGACCAUUUUUCUCCGGAAUCUCAUGCAAGAGUGCCACAUCAAAAUCUGUGCCGCAUAUGGUUCCAUGAAGGAUAUUUCUGUGUACAGUGUCUUGGCUCUGUCACCAUCCCAGAUCUACAUAGUUGGACGACCCACAAAGAAAUACCAGGCACAGUGUCAAUUCCUCAGUGAAGGUUAUGCAGCCCACUUGGCCUCGCUGGAGUUCAGUCUCCAUUCACGACCCAAAAAGAACAACUCUCGGAUGAUCUUGAGAAAAGGUAGCUUUGGCCUCCACUCCCAACCUGAGUUUCUGCGCAAGAGGAACCACCUCCGCAGGACUAUGUCUGUGCAGCAGCCUGACCCACCUUCCUUGAACCCCAAGCCAGAGCGUGCCCAGAGCCAACCUGAAUCAGACAAAGAUCACGACAGGCAUUUGCCCUCCAUUGCUUGGGUUCGAGGUGUUCACAAAUUUGAAUCUGUUCCCUAGGAAGAUUGGGAAUGUAGAUCUUGGGUGCACCCCAUUAAACUUGUAGGCAUGCCUCAAAGAUAAUAUUUAGGCAGCUCCAAACUAAGAGAUGUAGACGGGAACCUGUACCUCAGAGUCUUCCCUGUUCUGAAAUCUGCCUUCUUAUACCAAGUGGGGAACUUGCAGUUUGCUCCUCUUGUCAUGUUUAUUGGGAGAUUUUAAAACAACCUAAAACUAUUGCAAGUGGUUACAACAUCAAAGCAAAAGGAAAUAUCUUUGAUUAUUUUUUACAAUAUGUGCAAUAAGAGAAAGAGCUAAAGCAGGCUGAUUUUACUCAGAAGAAGGGUUGUAGUAUGAGCUAACUAGCUGCAUCCAAACCAGUAUAAAAUGGUAGGUUGCAUAGGUUACAGAGAAGGUUUACACUUUAAAUAGUCCUGUCUGUUUCCACUUUUCAGUAAAGUGGCACACUUGCAAGGGAAGCAGAGAUGAGAACUACAAUAACAGGUGGUCAGUUUGUAUAACAAUAUGCUUUUUGGGUGCUUUAAGCCCAAGAUUUCCUUUCAGCUUGCAGUGAUGGUAAACAGACUCCAACAUCAGCACUCAUGUUUGUGUGAGGUGCUGGACAAAUAAAUAAGAACUUCACUUAUGAACCAAAUUAUAAAAACUUCAUGUUAAAAAUAAAUGUGUCUGCCACAGUUUGAAGCAGUUAGUGUUGCUAUAAACAAAUAAUGUGCAACUGUACGAAGAUCACACUGUUUUGUGGAAUUUGGUGACUGUGCAGAAAUGUGUGGACUACUUCAGUAAGGAGAUGGCUUUGCCCAUCUCAGUCCGAGAGUCAGAUCUUAAGAGGGUAAGCUAAAAGCAACCCUUUUACUAAGGGAUCUGCAAACUCCAGGGGAAUCUUUACACUGGAGGAAAAGAAAAGUAAUGAGGUAUAUCGGUGAAUUGUUUACCUUCUCAUGCUUUAUAGCAACUGCUGUGUUAAGACAAUCUGUAGCAUUCAGAAUUACAGCAUUUGAGCUUCAAAGAAUGGACACGCCAAAUUACAGGUGCCAAAUAGACAUUUUUCUACAGAUUUAAAUUUCUAUCUGAUCUCCCACUGGUCUUACUAGAAGUAAAAUAUGUGACAUUUUCCUUAAGUAGUAUAAGUAGUAAUAUUUCUGAAGUGUUGUAGUUAGUUUAACAUAGUAGCAGUUUGCAGAUUCUUCAUGCAGAUACUUCCACUGAGAGAAAUUCAUCAAGAGAACUUUCAUGACUGAACUGAUUCAUGUUUUAAAACCUGCAAUGAAGUUACAAAUGCACAUAAAACCCCCUUUUUUAAAAAGUUACAACAAGACUAUUGACACCGAGAAAGCUCGAAGUCAAUAGGACAUUUCUUUUUCAGGUUGGUUUGUUAGUUUUUAAUUUCAGGGAAUUGGGGUGGAGAGGGUGUUGUGCCUCCCCACUCCCCUUUCAGGUUUUUGUAUACGAGAAACAGUCUCUCAACAAGUUGGUUAAUGAUUUUGAUAGUUGACGGUAAAACAAGUAAGAAAUGCGAUGGAAAACUGUCAAGACACUGCAGCAGUAAACCUAAGUCUCUACUCCCUGUUAACCCUAAAGUUUCAGUGUGCUUUUGGAAGGGCAUAGGAAUGCAGCUUUUGACUUAAAAGGCAACAAAAUAUCUUAUAAAGGGAGAUCAGAUAUUUUCAGACAUAACUUGGCAAGAUUGUCAGUUAUCUAUUUCAAACUUCCUGAAAUAUCUCUGGCACAUCAGUAAUUUCUUUUUAGUGUAAUGCAUCCUUUAAGGGAACACAUUAAAAAGAUUUAGGAAAGAUGUAAAAAGUUUGGAAGUUCACACUUACUGGGAGCAGGUAAAUACAGGGGGCUGGGUUUUUAUGCUGUUACCAAGUCAGGCAGCUACAAAAGCUAAAGGAAAGAUAAUUCGCAAACUACAUUGAAAGCAGUCUUCAGGUUUACAAAUGCUUUACCAGUAGUAUCACAGUUCCUUAACCCACAAAAUUGGAGGAAUUAUUCUGUGCUCUAUCUUGGCCCACUGUGUGUAUUAGUUCUAAUCACAGAGUCCAUUUCUUUUUGUGUGCUCUGCUCUAGGAGGACAUUGCACGGGUACACCAGACUCCAUUUCCCUCCAGUGACUUCACUGUUAGCAGGCUCCUGCUUCUUAGAUUUAAAUAGGCAUGGGAGUACAAGGCUUGUGAGUGAGGAACUCACUAGGCAAAUUGCAAGUUUGCUGAGGGGACCUAAAAGCAACAUUGACUGAUCACAAAGUUCAUUCUAAGCACUGAAUGUUUCGUAACAAGUCUUCUGAUAGCAAUCACUGUUCCGGCUGCUAAGUUCAAAGCUACUGUUGCUUUAGCCAUCUACCUCUAUCAUCCAAGAGACUCCAAAAUUUGUUUUUUGUUUUAAAUUGUUGUAGUAGAAAGGUUGACUUCUUUUCAGAAGAGAGAUCUGGGUGUAAUUCUGUGACUGUGACUGUACUGAAGAAAAUAAGUGUCUGAGCACAAGGUUAGAGAAAUCUCCUAGGUUUCUCUAGAAAAGGCUGUCUUUUACUCUUGGAGACAUAAUGUCAUUUUGCAGAGUACCAUGUCAUCUAAAUUCUAAUUUUGUGUAUUUUCAUUAAUGGCUGGGUCACCUUGUCAUCUUUAUAGUAGUCAGUGUGCUGGCUUCCCUUGAGAAUAUUACAAGUGUAUAGCAGUAAAACGAAUACAUGUGUGUGCAUGUGAUUUAGAGUGGUAACAGUUUCAAAGUUUCUACAUGUGGUAUUGAAAUCAAGCUGAAAAUAUUUUCCCUAACUUUGUUUCCAUACAAUAUAUGAGAACUUAAGUGAACCAUGACAGUGGCAUUUGCAUAAUUCCAGCACUGCUUAUUGCUCAUUGAUAGAGUUGCUUUAUCUCCUGAUCACAUGCUCCAGCUGAGCACUUUGGCAAAACAGUGAUACAGGCAUUAGCUUGGAGGUUAAGGCUUCCAGCUAAUUAGGAACUGAUCUUCUGAAACAUCAAAUGCCAGGUGCAUUGGUUUUGAAAGCACCAACCAGUUGCCACUAAAAUGGUAAAACAGCUUCUGUUGGAGCUGAGAGCAUGAACAAGGUGAUUGUGAUUUUAGGCAUCUCAGAACUAGGCUGGCAGUUCAACAGAUGUUCUGUGGCAAUAACUGGAAACCUCAUGCAUGUUGAGCAACUAGUUUUUCAUGGGAUUUUUUAGUUUUUUUCCCCCAGCUAUACUUGGGGUAGUCCUGGGUUUGCCUAAUGAAUCUCUAGUUUUAUAGUAUAAUUAUUCUACGUUUUCUCUUAGAACAUUCCUUUGUGGUCAGAAUUUUAGUUACACAUUUUGUCCACAUGAAACUGCAUGCAGUGGUUCGUGGGCAUUCAGCUUGCAAUUGGAUUUCAGUUUUACCUGUGUUUUCAUGGAAGAUCAGUCCUCCUAAGCAGGCUAUUUGCUGAGGAUAAGUUUGAGCCUACAGCCAUCCUAUUCUCUGAUUGCAAGUCCUCAUUGCUGCAGUGUCUGUGCGGUCAGCACUUAAACUAUGUAGGCUAUGAAAGUGUUAAAGCACACACAGAAGGGAAUGGGACAGAGGCUAAGGUGGGUGCCCAGGGAACAUACAAGACUCAUCAGUUGUUUCAGCACCUUUAGUGCCUCCAGUCUGUAACAGAAAAGCACAUUCUUUUAACCUGCUGAAUGGAGGAAGCAUAAAUGAAAUUGUACAACAUAAAACUGUUAGUCCAGUGGGUGCUAAGGCUGCAGUACAAGUCAGUGCAAAGUAAGCCACCAUUGGAAGCAUUUACUUCGUUGUCUUGUUGAUAUGGAUCCAUUUUAAAUUACUGUAAAAAAUGGCUGUGAUUAAUAGCAGUGGUAGAGUUAUCUGAGAUAUUGUAAAAACACACCUUCACAACUGUGGUGUUUUGGUUUUGUCUGUGUGUAUGUGUGUGUAGCUACUGGAAGACACUAAAGUUUUGGUUCUGCUUUCACAACAAAUUUGUAACCGAUAUACUUAAAAAAACCCAAACAAACAAAACCAAAAACCAACAAAACAACACCAACAAUGGCUGUUUAUUCAGUUUUGUUGUAUAGUUAGGUAAGUUUGGAAAAAGAUACCAUUGUAUAGAAUGCAGACUAUUCCACAGACCCAAAUAGUGAUGUUGGUCCAAAUCUGCUUAUUUUUAAUAACUUGUUUGUUUGUUUGGAUACACUAGUGCUCUUGGAAUAGAUUCUUGCUUGAUCAGAGUAUUCUUGUUUAGUUUUGUGGCAUGGUUUAUAUCUAUUCAGCAUAAAAUUUUGUUAGCUGUAAAAAGGACACUGUUGAUAACUCUUGUUCACUGGGGUUCAUGAGAGCUGUCAUUUUGAUUUGUUUACAUUAAACUAGUCUUAAUUUUUACAGAUUACUUCACCUGUUCCUCUAAUACCUAGGGAAGUCACUUCUAAACAGCUAAAACUUUCACUGGCUAUGCAGAAGUGGAACUAUCAGUAAACUAGAGGAAAAAGAUCACGUACCUUAGUCUACACAGGACAAUGACACUUUAUCCAGAAGACCCACCAUUCUGCAAAAUUGCCUUUGUUUGCCAGUUUGUUGGCAAACAGUUGUUCUGUUUAUACAUUGCAGUCUUUCUUUAUCCAGGACACUUCUAAUAUGUGUAUUUAAGCAAAUCCCCAAUAUUUAGCUCCAUAGUAUCAUCACGUACUUCAUGGAAUAAAUUUGGAAAGGGAAAAAAAGAAUUUUUUCCUGUUUUCUAUAUUGUUUUCUGUUUUUAAUUUGUAAAAACUUUCUUUAUGAGUGUUUUUUAAUAAUACCUGAAACCUAGGUAUUUUUAGGUUUUUAAAUUUUUACGUGCAACAUUUGUUACUGAACAAAUAGGAUUUCCCCUAGGGUUUUUUCCCCUCUUGUCAUCUAAGCCAUAAAAAGGUGAGCACAUCAUAAUAGUACUAGAUAACUGGAGCAUGGGCACCUUUUUGAUAAGCUCAUUGGCUUAAAAAUGGAGAGAAGAAGAGAUUGUGCACGCUCAUUUCAUUGUUUUUCUGAUUAGAGAUUGACAUGGGGAAUCUGAACAUCAGAUCUCUGCAUUGAUUUGUUCAUGUCAGGCUUGCAGGGGAGAAAGUGGUACUUUCCAUCCUCAUCUGGAGCUGGUACAGGAUAGAAUUCCUACAGACACAAAACUUUCUAGUCUCUGGCCUCAGCUUCUCUAAGAGCAAUGAUUCCUCGUGGUCCUUGUUCACAGCUUCAGCAGAAAUUGUGGGUUUGUCAAGGUAAUUAAGACUACCAUGAUGUUUAGUCACUCAAGUUAAAUAUAGGUUCCUACAGAUGAUCCUAAAUUCAGACCCACUCAUAAAAAAUGGAAGUAAUAACACAUUUUCUGGAUGAAAAGUUUUAUUUUUCAGACAUAAGAAAUGGCCUGGAGCAGCUAGAAUCCUGUGCCAUGGAUUCUGGAAUUGAAGUCAGAUGUUGGCAAUUCCUCUUUGUUUCAUUUUAGUUCAAGCCCAACUUACAGGGAUUGUUACAGUUUACCCUCUACUUGUAUUUAUCUCAUUAAGCUACCUUUGAAACUGGAUUGAAUUUGGGGGAUUUGGGGAAUAUGAAACAAAUCCGACAGUUCAUUGUAAGGAUGUACAGAAUUUAUGAGGGGAAAGAAAGAGAGAAAGGUUUACUGUGACGUGCUAGGGGAUGGUAUACUAGAGAUUGCAACACUGAAACAUGAUUUACAGAUAGAAAGUUUGAAAGGUAAGGUUAUUUCUGGAUGACUGGUGUACAGCCCAGAAUGGCAGUCCUCUCACAGAACCCCAAGCCUUCUGCAUAAGUUAUUUUUCUAUUUGUGGGGCAGAAAAGGGGCAGUCCAUUUACAACUGAAUUCAUACAAGGAAACUUGAAAUUGUAGGUGUUCUUUCAGUCUGUAGUUUUAUUAAGUGCAUACUUUAAAUAUUGUUUGUCAGUGAGAAGGUUCUGUCUGGUGACAAAUGUUUAUAUUUCUUAUGGCUGCCUUGUAAAGAUCAGAAAAUGUACAAUAAUGAAUUUCUUAAUAUGAAAUAAGGAGUAAGAUUUCUACAACUGCUAUAGAUUUUGAUGUGAGCUGGUUUUUAAAAUCUUAUAACAGAUUACUCACUUAAAUAAAACCUUCCUUGCCUUUAA